Molecule: messenger RNA, 372 nt
Organism: Symphalangus syndactylus (siamang)
Lineage: Eukaryota; Metazoa; Chordata; Mammalia; Primates; Hylobatidae
Source: RefSeq, a predicted model, not a curated record
AUGGUGGAUGUCAGAACAAGGACUAUCAUCAAUGACAUUUUCUUCACUGAGCCCACCCCAGAAAUGAGCUCCCUUCCUGUGCGCUCUCACAGCUCCUUGUCGUUGAAUCUCAUAUCACUGAUGGUAAUUUGCAGAGGAAUAAUUAAGUUGGUGAUUCACUUUAGGAUGUACUGCCCUCUGAGGCUGAAAGCUAAACACAUAGAGCCCACGUUACGCCCAGCACCAGUUAAGGAACUAAGGAUUAGUCACUGGCCCAAUGAAUGCAUCAGACACUCAGCUUCAGUUCCCAUGGCAACAGGGGCUAAUGGCCUAGAGACUAAGGAUGAGACAAAGAGAAACGCAGAGAAAUGUGCGUGUUCUGUCUUCCUCUGA